Messenger RNA from Rodentolepis nana, 213 nucleotides. The record is from the annotation of a GenBank genome assembly. Lineage: Eukaryota; Metazoa; Platyhelminthes; Cestoda; Cyclophyllidea; Hymenolepididae.
AUGAGUCUCUGCCAUAAGCCAUGUCCACGUCGACUUCGUCUGCAUCUGAUUUUCUACCUGGUGAAGAAAGUAUAUGCAAUUUGUCUGCCCCAAUUUAGUGAUUUCCUGUCCCCAGUGAUGUCAGAGACACUGCAGAAUGUUAGCGAUUUGAUGACUUUGGAGCUUCAAUGUGAGGAGGAGGAGGAACUUCACGUCGUAACAUUCUUUGAUUAG